AUCAGAUCCAAUAUUCUCUGCUAUUCAACGACUACGAUGGAGCUAACAAUUCAAUAAAAAAUAUAUUUUACAUCGAAGAAAUGGUGAAUGAAAUAAUUUCAUUCGUUCGAAUUACACAAUUUCUAAAAAUAUUAUUUUCUAAACUUCCUGACAUUUUCAUAAUAAUUCUAAUUGAUGGUCGUCCACGAUGAUAUCAUAUUUUAACCUCGAUUAUUCACGAAUGAGAACCAUUUACAAGUCUCGUUGCAAGAAAAUUUUACGGUUAGACGGAGUCCGCUAUCGUGUUACGCAAUUGAUGUAAUCGGUCGUUGUGGAAAAGUACUAGUAGGUACUAAUAAUCACGUAUCCUAUUUCUAGUCAAUGCUUGUAGCCUACUGAGUCAAUUUUCGCAACAGUGCUGCUAUCGAGUGUGCGAAACCGGAAAAUACUUGACAAAAUAGUUGCUCCAAAACACGAAGUGACAUUGAUCAUGUCAACAGAGAGGGAAACCAGGCAUUAUUGAUUUAAAUUGCCUCGAUCAUUAUUGAGUCGAAGAAAGGAAAGGAAAAGUAGCUGAUCCAUUCCUCGAGUAUCUGUCGAGUAGUGCAUGAGUAAUAUGAGCAACGAGAAAUUCGAGUUCGCUAUAGAUCGCGGCGGCACGUUUACCGACGUGUACGCCAGAUGUCCAGGCGGGAAGAUUCGGGUGAUGAAACUGCUCUCUGUAGAUCCUGCCAACUACGAGGACGCGCCACGCGAAGGAAUUCGCAGAAUUCUCGAACAGGAAACUGGAAAGAAGAUCAAUGGGGAAAUAGAUACAUCGUUGAUAUCAUGGAUUCGAAUGGGUACGACAGUUGCUACGAAUGCUCUUUUAGAAAGAAAAGGCGCGAGAAUGGCGCUCCUGAUAAACGAAGGGUUCAGGGAUCUUCUUUUCAUAGGAAAUCAAGCACGGCCGAAUAUAUUCGACUUGCAAGUAAUUACACCGGAAGUAUUAUAUGAGAGAGUAGUCGAAGUUAAAUGCAGAGUGAUACCUGCGUUGCCUGGUAAAUGUCACUUGGAUAGUAAAAAAUGGCGCAGAGUGAAGGGAUCUACGAACGAGGAUCUUUUUAUUACUCAAGAACUCGACGAAGAGAAAUUAAAACUAGAUCUGGAGGAAUUAAGAAGAUCGGGAAUUGAAAGUUUAGCCGUGGUUCUCGCGCACAGUUACACGUUUGCGGAACACGAGAUAAGAGUAGGUGAGUUGGCGAAACUGGUCGGUUUUUCGCAAGUCUCGCUUUCUCACGAAGUUAUGCCCAUGACGAGGAUAGUUCCUCGAGGAUUCACUGCUUCUGCCGAUGCAUAUUUGACACCGCAUAUUAAACAAUACUUGCAGGGAUUCUCCUCUGGUUUCAAAGAUAAAUUGAAAGGGGUGAACGUUUUGUUCAUGCAGAGCGAUGGUGGAUUGACUCCGAUGAAUUCAUUCAACGGGUCUCGAGCCAUUCUUUCUGGUCCUGCCGGGGGUGUAGUUGGUUAUGCGAUGACUACUUAUGGCAAAGAGACCGAUUUACCGGUGAUCGGGUUCGAUAUGGGUGGCACCUCAACUGACGUCAGUCGUUAUGGUGGUAACUAUGAGCACGUCUACGAGAGCACGACCGCUGGCGUCACGAUCCAGUCUGCACAGUUGGACGUGAACACAGUUGCGGCAGGAGGUGGAUCGAUGCUUUUCUUCAGGUCGGGUCUCUUCGAGGUAGGACCUGAAAGCGCUGGAGCCCAUCCUGGUCCGGCGUGCUACAAGAAGAACGGUCCUCUGGCUGUCACUGAUGCGAAUCUAGCUUUGGGAAGACUCUUGCCGGAGUAUUUCCCCAAGAUAUUUGGUCCGAAUGAGAAUGAACCACUGGACAAGUCUCGAACGAUGGAAGCUUUCCGAACACUUACGAAUCAAAUAAACGAAUUUCUAACGACAGAGGAGCAUAGAUCGAAGAUGACCGUCGAAGAAGUAGCAAUGGGAUUCGUCAGAGUGGCCAACGAAACUAUGUGUCGACCAAUACGAGCUUUAACACAGGCAAAAGGCUAUGACACAUCUCGCCACGUUUUGGCGUGUUUCGGAGGUGCAGGUGGGCAACACGCGUGUGCCAUUGCACGUUCUCUAGGAAUGGGGACUGUCUUCGUUCAUAAAUACGCUGGAAUUUUAUCGGCCUACGGAAUGGCCCUGGCUGAUGUCGUGGAAGAAGCUCAGGAACCCAGUGCGGAAAUUUAUGAACAAGAAUCAUUUGCACGUCUGGAUGAGCGUCUAGAUGCCUUAGAAAAGAAGGUUCGAGAAAAGAUAGCAGGUCAAGGAUUUCCUGAUUCUUAUAUAGAGACGGAAUCUUUCCUGCAUUUGCGCUAUCAAGGAACAGAUUGCGCUCUAAUGUGCAUCCCUAGUAAAAAUUCUGAAAAUAACGCCACGAAGCAUGGGGAUUUCCUUACUACGUUCUUGGAAAGGUACCAAACAGAGUUUGGUUUCGUUAUGUCCAACCGAAAGAUUCUGGUGAACGACAUAAGAGUAAGAGGCACAGGAAAGAUUGAUAUCCAGGAAGAUCCACAUCUACCUUUCUCCAAUGUUUCACCAAAGGUAGAAAAGACUACCAUGGUGUACUUCGAAAAUAGUUACCAGGAGACCAAAGUGUACCAAUUGCAUUCUCUCUCACCUGGCCACGUGAUUCACGGGCCGGCCAUUAUAAUGGACAGCCUGAGCACUCUUUUGGUCGAGCCCGAUUGCACCGCAUCGAUCACAUCUCGCGGCGAUGUGAAGAUAACGAUCGGUCAAGGGCUAAGGGCCGAGGUCACGACCGAACUGGAUACCAUUCAACUGAGCAUCUUCUCUCAUCGUUUCAUGAGCAUCGCCGAACAAAUGGGCAGGAUUCUUCAGCGAACCGCUAUCUCAACGAACAUCAAGGAGCGUUUGGAUUUUUCAUGCGCGGUCUUUGGACCCGAUGGUGGUCUGGUUUCCAAUGCUCCGCACAUACCCGUGCACUUGGGUGCCAUGCAGGAAACGGUUCAAUAUCAAAUGAAGGCUUUCAACGGUGAAUUUUCAAAAGGGGACGUGAUCCUCGCGAAUCAUCCCUGCGCUGGAGGAUCGCAUCUUCCAGAUCUUACUGUCAUCACCCCCGUGUUUUACAGAGACGUAGAGAAGCCAGUGUUUUUUGUAGCCAGCAGAGGACAUCAUGCUGACAUAGGAGGCAUUACACCUGGCUCCAUGCCACCACAUUCAACCUCUUUGCUACAGGAAGGAGCGACUUUCAAGAGUUUCUUGUUGGUUCACAAAGGGGUAUUGAGAGAGAAAGAGUUGACGGAAGCGUUGAUGGCACCUGGAAAGAUCCCAGGAAGUUCCGGAACCAGAAAUCUGUCUGACAAUCUGAGCGAUCUCAAGGCUCAGAUUGCAGCCAAUCAUAAAGGGUCACUGUUAGUCAAUGAACUGAUCGAUAUAUACGGCCUCGAUGUAGUGCAAGCUUACAUGGGUCAUAUUCAACACAACGCUGAGGUUGCUGUGAGGGAUAUGUUAAAAUCUGUUGGCAAAAAGCUUCUUGAGCAAACUGGAAACACUGUAGCAACUGCAGUAGAUUAUCUGGAUGACGGAAGUCCUAUUCAGCUCCUUUUGAACAUUGACGUGGACAAGGGCGAAGCGGUCUGUGAUUUUACUGGUACAGGGUAUGAAGUAUGGGGCAACUGUAACGCGCCUAGGGCUAUUACUCUUUCUGCGUUAAUUUAUUGUCUGAGAUGCAUAGUGGGCAGAGAUGUUCCUUUGAAUCAGGGUUGCUUAAAGCCCGUAAAGGUAAUUAUUCCAAAAGGGUCUCUUUUAGAUCCUUCAGAGGAGGCAGCGGUGGUCGGUGGCAACGUGCUCACGUCGCAACGCGUAGUUGAUGUAGUUCUGCAAGCUUUCGGAGCUUGUGCAGCGUCACAGGGUUGCAUGAACAAUGUAACGCUUGGCACUGAGGAAUGGGGUUAUUACGAAACUGUUGCUGGAGGCAGUGGAGCCGGGCCAACAUGGGACGGUAGAGGAGGAGUUCACACACACAUGACAAAUACAAGAAUCACCGAUCCAGAGAUAUUAGAACUUCGUUAUCCAGUUAUUCUUAACAAGUUUUCUCUUCGACCCGGAAGCGGGGGAGCUGGUGCUCAUCCUGGUGGCGAUGGUGUCGUUCGUGAAAUGACAUUUAGAGCUCCCAUGAUGUUGUCUGUAUUGACGGAAAGAAGAGUGCAUAGCCCACCGGGACUAGCAGGAGGACGGCCAGGUCAGAAAGGACGAAACACAUUACAAAGAGCCGAUGGUAGAAGAAUUAAUGUAGGCCCCAAAACCGCGGUGCCUGUUUACCCUGGGGAUACGUUCAUUCUGGAAACUCCUGGAGGCGGUGGCUACGGUUCUCCCGGCGAAAAAAUGUCAUCGGUGCAGAAAACAUCUCAAGGAUUCGUCGAACGUGGUAGCGUGUUCGAAUAUAGAAAAGCACAAGAAUCUGUAUAAUGUAUACUUACAAUUGCACAUACUCGCUAACGACAAUAAUUAUUUUAAUAAUCGCACAAUAUUCUUAUCCUUGUAGUUAUAUCGACGAAAGACAAUAAAUGCAAAGCGAGUUAAUA
This is a messenger RNA of Bombus pyrosoma, 4569 nucleotides long. RefSeq names its product 5-oxoprolinase. Gene Ontology annotation, cellular component: cytosol. Gene Ontology annotation, molecular function: 5-oxoprolinase (ATP-hydrolyzing) activity. The record is from RefSeq and is a predicted model, not a curated record. The coding region runs from base 587 to 4453 and encodes 1288 amino acids. The transcript is spliced from 22 exons. NCBI's taxonomy places the organism in Eukaryota, Metazoa, Arthropoda, Insecta, Hymenoptera, Apidae. Gene Ontology annotation, biological process: glutathione metabolic process.